Messenger RNA from Rodentolepis nana, 1023 nucleotides. The record is from the annotation of a GenBank genome assembly. Lineage: Eukaryota; Metazoa; Platyhelminthes; Cestoda; Cyclophyllidea; Hymenolepididae.
AUGUUAGGGAACAACCAAGACCCCAUUUCAAAGACUUUUUGGUACUGUAUUCCAACAGUAGAUUGGCCAGAUGCAGUCGAUGCACUCUGCCUUCUGUUCGAAGUCACAGGAUUUGUUUUAAAUAUACUUACAAUCGCCCUUCUUUUUCGAAUCCGGCAUGGGCCGACACAUUGUAUAAUUAUUCUUCGAACUCUUGCCAUUCAUUGUCUCCUCGUUUCCAUUGUCAACUUUUUAGAAGACGUCAAUCCAAACGGAGUUAAAACUGACAAUUAUGUCCUUGGUACUAUAAUAUGCGUCUUUUGGAAUGCUCGAUUCUUCUAUUGGAUUUUCCUUGUUGCCUCUAUUCAAUGCAUGACUAUUUUCUCCAUAGAUAGAGUACUGACCCUCUAUAAAUCGGAUCAUCUUCGAUAUACAGGUGCUAAAAGGCGUAUUGUUGUUUACGAGAUCACUAUUCAUGUGUUUAGCUUAUUUAUCACCCUUCCCCAAAUCCUAACGGUUAAUCUGAACAAUGGGGGCUGUGAUUGCGCCCCAAACACCAUAAAUAUUCCCUUUUUGGCAAUCAUCUAUGCCCAUGUAUUCAUCUGGUAUGCCAUGAUUUUCCUAAUUGACGGAGGGAUUCUUCUAUGCGCCGCUUAUUUUACUGUGAAAUGGAUUCGUGAGACACCAAAGAUGGAGCAGUUUGAUGACUUGAAUGAACUCAGUUUUGACGUGAUUAGAGAGCACGAACAUAAUUAUGAGAGGUACGUGGGAAAAGGAUAUGCGACUGCUUCGAUGUGUGUUGUGCCACUGGCCGUAAGUCACAUAAUCACCUUCUCCUAUGACUCAACUUACCAAUUCGCGAGCGCUUUGGGUUUGACUACCUUCAUCAUUAACAGCGUUCCUCAGAGAAUUGGCGGUCUCUUUCUUAUCAUCCAAGCCAACGUCAUACCCGCUAUUUUACUAUUCUACUUACCUCCUCUAAGGGAUUUUACUAUCACACGUAUUCUUGCUCCACUUCAUAUUGUUCAGAAGCAAAAGCAAUAA